Messenger RNA from Penicillium canariense, 570 nucleotides. Its product is annotated as mitochondrial 54S ribosomal protein bL12m. The coding region runs from base 1 to 570 and encodes 189 amino acids. Gene Ontology annotation, cellular component: ribosome. Lineage: Eukaryota; Fungi; Ascomycota; Eurotiomycetes; Eurotiales; Aspergillaceae. The record is from RefSeq and is a predicted model, not a curated record. Gene Ontology annotation, molecular function: structural constituent of ribosome. Gene Ontology annotation, biological process: translation. The transcript has 2 exons.
AUGUCCUUCCCCAUCCAGGCCGCAGCUCGCAGCUGCCGACAGCUCUCCAGCUCCGUUCGCCCAUCCUCCCUGCGCAUCGCGACUACAUACACAGCCCGCACUCCCAGCUGCCGGCGAUGGGAGUCCACCGAGGCCGCUGCUGCUGCUCCGACCAACCCCAAGAUCGCACAGAUUGUUGACCAGAUCUCCACGUUGACCCUUCUGGAGACCGCCGACCUCGUGUCCAGCUUGAAGACCCGCCUGAACAUCCCCGACCUCCCCGUUGGCGGCUUCGCUAUGGCCGGUGGUGCCGGUGCUCCUGGCGCCGCCGCUCCCGCCGCUGAAGAAGAAGAAGCCGCUCCCGCUGCUGCCGAGAAGACCCUGUUCAACCUGAAGCUCGAGUCAUUCGAGGCCACCUCCAAGCCCAAGGUCAUCAAGGAGAUCAAGAACAUGCUCGGCCUGUCGCUGGUGGACAGCAAGAAGUUCGUCGAGUCCGUGCCCAAGAUCAUGAAGGAGUCUGUGCCCAAGGAGGAGGCGGAGAAGAUCAUCGAGACCCUCAAGGGUCUGGGUGCGAAGGUCAUCAUGGAGUAA